This is a messenger RNA of Wallemia mellicola CBS 633.66, 4275 nucleotides long. RefSeq lists its product as hypothetical. Gene Ontology annotation, molecular function: structural constituent of nuclear pore. NCBI's taxonomy places the organism in Eukaryota, Fungi, Basidiomycota, Wallemiomycetes, Wallemiales, Wallemiaceae. Gene Ontology annotation, cellular component: nuclear pore. The transcript is spliced from 5 exons. The record is from RefSeq and is a predicted model, not a curated record. The coding region runs from base 1 to 4275 and encodes 1424 amino acids.
AUGUUAGCGACGAGCACGGCGAACAUAUCGUCACUAAGUGCAUUACCAGUGGAGUAUGCUCUCCCAUUAUCCACGCAAACAAACGACGAUAUUCGCACUGCAGAAGAUGAACAGUCAAACUUCGCGGUGACGAUUCCCCAUCCAGUAAAUAAACAUCAUUUAUUAUUGGCUAGGCUAUCAAACAACUACAAUACGCUCAUUUUGUCAACUAUACCACCUACAGCGCCUGCACUAUCGAUCAAUCUACACUCAGCUGCCAUACCUUCAGCAGGGCUCUUCUACGAUGACGAAGCAUCAUCAGUGCAUAUAUUAUUAGUCACUCAAUCUGGCGCACUUCUCCGUUUAGCUGUACCCCUUUUCGUUCUCAAUUCACCAUCAAAAGAGAAUUUACCGGAUGGAUGGGCUACUGAGUACGUUUUGAACUGUACAGACGCCGAAAACAGCCAAAUUUCAACUGUAGAACCUGUUGAUAUUUGUACCAUAUUGCUGGGUAUGGUAGAUGGUUCAUUAGUCCUUUGUGAGCAACCUAGAGGCAACAGAACGCUGCUUGGAAAAGGAUUGGUUAGUUACUAUGAGACUCAAUGGACGGAAAGUCAAAUGCGUCAUUCUUCAAUCUUCUCUUCGAUGAAGUCUCUCCUCCCGAAUCCUUUCAGUUCACACGCAAACUCAGCAAUUGGUCCGCCAACUCAGCUUAUAUCGCUUACGGCUCACAUCACUGAGAAAUCUGCAUUUGCAUUUACAUUAUCCAGAGACAGAAAGUUACGUGUCUGGUCAUUAAUCCACAGAUCCUGUAUAAGGACGAUAGCAUUAGGCGACCAGUAUGAUUUUAUUUCAGGUGAUCCUCGCAAGCUGUUGAAGACAUACUCUACAGAUGCAGAUGAUGAAGAUGGUAUUGGAUAUAUAGCAGUUCACCUUCCAGAUUACGCUACACCAGGGUUCUACAUUUAUUCUUUCGAGAUCAACAGAAAUGCAGGACUUGGUGAACUCAAUAUGAUCGCUGAGAGGAGCAGUGAGGCUGGUUUGGAAUUACACGAUAUGCACAUAAUCAACGAAGGACAACCUAAACUCUGGGCACUUUAUGAGAGAUCAGGUAUUCCAUUCAUUAAGCACACAAUUCUCAACGAAUUAACUACCGACAUCCCAACUGAGGUCAUUCCAGCACCAUGGCAGUCAGUUAGUCAGUCACCAACAAUUCCACUCGAUCCAGCUGCAUUCUCAGAUUAUGUUUUGAGUGCAGCAGCAGGAACUCCAAUUCCUGAUAUCUUCUUGGACAUUAUCUUCACCCCAGGUGCUUUCAGUCCUUUGACAAUCUCACAUGCCAUAUCAGAGUACACCUCGUUAAUGAUAAAUGAAAUCGCGCCAGAGAACAGACCAGAAAAACUACUUGAUCCACCAGUAUAUGAUGAUUUAGCUCAACAUGCUGCAGAUGUUGUUGGUUGUCACGUCGAACUCGAAUAUGAUGUUUCUUCAGGUGCACCAAGGACUGAGGAGUAUCAGCAAAAAAUUAAAUUUGAAUGGCUUAGAUUCGCUUCAUUGGUUGGUGAAGCUCACGGUCGCGCACAACUUCCUUUGCAUUUGGCGAUACAUGCUCAACAACCACAACAAAUAAUAGUAGUUCAAUCGGAAGCUAUUUCAGCCCCAGUUGUCGAAGAUCAAUGUCAAAUCAUCCGUCGUGUCACGGAUCCAAACGUAUCAUCAGACGUCGUUAAAGAUUUCCUCGAAUUGGAUCUACAGAAACUAUGCUCAGAUGAGAUAAUUUCUCAAGAGAAUAGAGAAUCUGUUCUACGCGUAUUCAUGCUUGCUAGAUCUCUCACUCAGCUCGUAUCUUUAGACAGAUUGAGAUCUCUUGAAGAUGACAUUUUGCAUAUCGCUACCAACGUCUUGGAUGAUUCAGCUGAAUCACUUUUGGCAAAGCUCUGGACGAACGCCACCAAGGAGGCUUUCAUAGAUCCAAAUACAAGUGCGUUGUUACAGAAUGCAAAAGAUACAAUUUCAACCAGCAUCGACGCAUUCUUAGUAGCAUUGGAGAGCUCAUUGAAGAUACUUACUGAUGUUGGUUUCAGUUACCCACCGAAUGACUUGAACAGCACCAAGACGAUACUUACGGAUGACCUCUCAAAGACCUUAGUUGCAUCUGCACUCAUGAACCAACUCAAGGACCGUUACGUCUUAUCUAGAGAUCUCAUGCUUUUAGUUCUGUUUGCAAAAUCAUCGAACUUGCUUGGAAAAAAUGCGGAUUCUGUCGUGAAUCGCGCUCUGAAUGUCUUCCACAGGGGUGCAUUACUACGUUGGAUCGCCUUGAGGGGUGUCUCUGAAGAGCCUGAAUUCGACAUCGAGGAAGGCCUCGCUGAUGAUGGAUUAACCGACCAAUUUGGUGCAAUGCACGUCACAAAUGCAUCAUCAACAGAGCGUUAUCCGAAGCUCCCCGCAAGUUCGCUCAUACAUGCUAUCCUACGUACACCAUCAUAUGCGCAACUCUCCAGUGUAACAGUAUUUGAAGACGUUCAAAAUGCUGUAACUUACUUGCCGACGGCACCAGCAAUCACACAUGCCGCCAAUCACUUCCUCAAACACAUUAACCUUCUUAUCGACGAGAGGUUCGUAGAAUGUAGACCUGAUGACAGCAAAUUCGGCCAAACAUUGUUAGAUUUCGGAUGGUAUAAUCUAGUCACUGAUUAUGUUAAAUUCUGGUCAGGUUCUGCUGGUAUGUCCUACAUUAACGCCAAAGCGAAAGUAGAAGAUUGCGAAUACGAGGAAGCUAAAUCAGACUUUGAGAUUGGAGCAAGCGGAAUACUUGCUAACGACGAGACCCUUCUUGCAGUCCUACCGAAGGAGGUGAACAGUCUUGCGAAGUAUUAUGAACACGUCACUGUCAUCUUUGAAGCAAAUCAAGCAGAUGAUUAUAUUUCACACUUUGCUCAGUAUGCACUUGAUGAAGUCCUCCAAGGCGAUGAUGAGGGCGUUGACUCCCAUGCUCUCUGGAACAAACUCUUUAGAUCCCAAGCUAGUGUUGGAAAAUAUGAAGAAAGUUACACAACUCUCAUGGCAAUUCCUUACAUUGAUAUUCAACAUGAAUGCCUCAGAUAUCUCGUAUCAGCGAUGUGUGAGACUGGUGAUGUUGCAAGGCUCGUACAGUUCCCAUUCACUUCUCUUCAACCUGAGCUUGAAAGAACACUUUCAUUCAAAGCUCGCAACUCUGACGCAUUGGAUAGACCGAAUUACUACCAGAUUCUCUACUCGUACUAUAUAUUCAGAGGCAAUUUCAGAGAUGCUGGUGCAAUUAUGUAUCAACAUGGUCGUCGCCUUGCAGAGAUUCCAUGUCGUCCUGGUGAAUUUGGUGAACUUGCAACACUCCAAGCUCGAGCAUACCUCGGUGCAGUGAAUGCGUUGUCUCUCGUGAACCCUGAUAAUGCAUGGGUAGUUUUACCAGUGACAGUAGACAGCGCAGCUAACGUCCGUAAAAGACGUAGGCUCACGACGCAUAUACCCGAAUCAGAAUUUAAAAACGAGAGUAAAACAUUAGAGAUAGUCAGAUUAGAGGAUAUUCGUCAUGAUUACACACUCGUUCUUGCACGUUUGCAACUCGCACAGGAGUUCCCAGAACUUACACAUGCCAAUUUGUCAAUGGCACCUGAAGAUAUAGUAGCAUUGUUCACUCAGCGUGGUUUAUUCUCUGUUGCAAUCUCCACAGCUCGUACACUCGACGUAGACAUGACAGGCAUCUUCACCAACCUCGCUAAUAGAUGUUUACAACUUUCGAAGUUAGGUGAAUACGCAGACGAAUCUGAUGUCGGAGAGUGGAUAUUACUUGAUGAGGCAGCAUCCAGUUGGCAUGGAAGCGUUGCAGACCGCGCAUGGAACUACCUUAGGGGAUCUCUCGACAAGCAUGACAAAGUUGAGCGGACGCAGGGUAAAUACAGAAUAGCAAUAGUUGAGCAUUUAUUCAGCGUCGAUCGCUCAUUCGAUGGUGUACCUUCAUGGUUGUUAGCUAUGUUUGCUUCACAUCUCGCACCAGAGUUGAUAAGGAUUUAUUACAAAUUUGAUCUCUUAAGUGAUGCACUUAAUGCAUCUAUCAGAAUACUCGAGCAGGCUAACUCGAGGUUGAAAUUCUCUAGCAAGAAUGAUCAAUACCUUCCAUACACCAUUAUAGAUCAGGUAAUUGAAGCUGCGAACGAAAGGGGAGAUUUAAAUGAUAAGAUCACUUACAUUAAGCAACUCUAUGAGGAGCGAUCAAAGUCAUUAAAUGAUAAAACAAAUUUAACCAACGGUAUAUAA